CAUCCUCCCACCCACGACCCUUGAGCGCCUCGCAACGUCGUCGGCUCGGCUCGACUCGUCUCGUCGCCCACGAAUUUUGGAGGGUCGCGUACUGAGCUCGUGGCCCGCGUGACCAUUUCUUUUAUUUUCUCCCCCUACUUUUCCCGCGCUGCUUUCCCCUCGCGCCAUCCAAGCGCCCGCCUCUAUAUAUGCGCGCCGCCACCAUGUCCAGCUCCGGCAACUAGCUACUGCGAAGUGCGAACUGAUCAGAUCGUCGAGAGGAAACCCAAGAUCCAACGACGACAUGUGUGGCGGCGCGAUUCUGGCUAACAUCAUACCGGCCACGCCGCCGCGGCCCGCCACGGCGGCGCAUGUGUGGCCCGGCGGCGACGGGGAGAAGCGGCGGAAGGUUGGUGGAGGCGGGUGUGAUGACGACUUCGAGGCGGCGUUUGAGAGAUUCGGACGUGAGGACUCUGAGAUGGAGGAGGAGGAGGUGGAGGAGGUGGUGGUUGGGAAGAAGGCGGCGGUGAGGCGGCGGAGGGCGACGCCCGCCGCCGGGCGCCGCGCGAGGCCGAGCAAGUACUGGGGCGUGCGGCGCCGGCCGUGGGGGAAGUGGGCGGCGGAGAUCCGCGACCCCGUCGAGGGCGUCCGCGUCUGGCUCGGCACGUUCGCCACCGCCGAGGCCGCCGCCCACGCCUACGACGCCGCCGCCCGCGACCUCCGCGGCGCGACCGCCAAGCUCAACUUCCCCUCCUCCUCCUCCUCCACCGCCGCCACCCCACGCCCCCGCAAGUGCCGCCCCACCACCGCCACCGCCACCCCCAAGGCGACGACACCGAACGUCGUCGUCGUCGUCAACCUCGUCGACAAAGAGGCCGAGGUCAGCGAGAGCUCCGGUGCCAGCAGCAGCGCGCUGCCGGACUUCUCGUGGCAGGGCAUGUCGGCGUCGUCCGACGACGACGCCGCGGCGCAGCAGGCACUCCUCGACGCCGCCGGCGGCGCCAAGAAGCGUCCCCGGAGCGAGCCCCACGUCACCUCCGACGACGAAGUGCUCCCGGCGUCAUUCGACAGUGACAACAACACCGCCGCCGCCGGCCUGCUCCCGCUCGACGAUCCUUUCUUGUUCGGCGACCAGUUCGGCGACCUCAACGGCGGCGCGUUCGCCUCGCUCAUGGACGGGCUGUUCGCCGCCGGUGAAGCGAACGUCGCCGGCGAGAGCGUGGGGCUCUGGAGCUUCGGCGACGACUUUCUCAACGCGUCGUACUAUUAGCUAGGGCUUCCAUAGUUCUUGUACUUUACUUGUACUGUACUGUAUUGUACUGAUUGUUAACGUUGCCAUAAAGCAAUCUUGCUAGUUUGUAAUUCUGCGUGUGUGGUCGAAAUUUUCAUGUUUGUGUUGUUUGAAUCUGUAGUUGUCGUAUCGUUUGGGGUGUGUUUGAUUUGAA
Molecule: messenger RNA, 1424 nt
Organism: Oryza sativa Japonica Group (Japanese rice)
Lineage: Eukaryota; Viridiplantae; Streptophyta; Magnoliopsida; Poales; Poaceae
Product: ethylene-responsive transcription factor RAP2-3
Biological process (GO): regulation of DNA-templated transcription; ethylene-activated signaling pathway
Molecular function (GO): DNA-binding transcription factor activity; DNA binding
Source: RefSeq, a predicted model, not a curated record